AUGAUGUAUCCAACCCAAGCGUCACUCUUGUUCUUGAAUGUAUGUAUUUUUAUUUGUGGAGGAGCAGUACAAGGUAACUGUGUACAUCAUUCUACGGACUCUCUUGCAGUAGUUCAAAUUGAGAAAAAUGUAUUGAAUGCAAAAGAUGAAAGUCAAAGUAAUGAUACUGUUUAUAAGGAAGACUGUGAAGAAUCAUGCAACAUUAAAACUCAAAUUACACGAGAAGAAAAACAUUUCAUGUGUAGAAAUCUGCAAAAUUCCAUUGUUUCCUACACACGAAGUACCAAGAAACUACUAAGGAACAUGAUGGAUGAGCAACAAGCCUCCUUGGAUUAUUUAUCUAACCAGGUUAAUGAGCUCAUGAAUCGAGUUCUCCUUUUGACUACAGAAGUUUUUAGGAAACAGCUGGAUCCUUUUCCUCACAGGCCAGUGCAGGCACAUGGUUUAGACUGUACUGAUAUCAAAGAUACCAUUGGCUCUGUCACCAAAACACCAAGUGGUUUAUAUAUAAUCUACCCAGAAGGCUCUAGUUACCCAUUUGAGGUAAUGUGUGACAUGGAUUUCAGAGGAGGUGGAUGGACUGUGAUACAGAAAAGGAUUGACGGGGUCAUUGAUUUCCAAAGGUUGUGGUGUGAUUAUCUGGAUGGAUUUGGUGAUCUUUUAGGAGAAUUUUGGCUAGGACUAAAAAAGAUUUUUUAUAUAGUCAAUCAGAAAAAUGCCAGCUUUGUGCUGUAUGUGACCUUAAAAUCUGAAGAUGACACAUUUGCUUAUGCAUCAUAUCAUAAUUUUUGGCUUGAAGAUGAAACAAGAUUUUUUAAAAUGCACUUAGGACGGUAUUCAGGAAAUGCUGGUGAUGCAUUUCGGGGCCUCAGAAAAGAAGAUAAUCAAAACUCAAUGCCUUUCAGCACAGUGGAUGUUGACAACGAUGGGUGUCACCCUGCGUGCCUCCUUGAUGGCGGGUCUGUGAAGAGCUGUAGUCACCUCAGUAACAACACUGGAUGGUGGUUCAACCAAUGUGGACUUGCCAAUCUGAAUGGCAUCUAUCGCUUCCCUGGAAAAUCACUUGCCUCUGGAAUUCAGUGGGGCACAUGGACCAAAAACAACACACUGGUCAAGAUCAAAUCUGUCUCAAUGAAGAUUCGAAGAGCUUACAACCCUUAUUUUAAAUAA
This is a messenger RNA of Castor canadensis (American beaver), 1170 nucleotides long. NCBI's taxonomy places the organism in Eukaryota, Metazoa, Chordata, Mammalia, Rodentia, Castoridae. The record is from RefSeq and is a predicted model, not a curated record.